Messenger RNA from Paramecium sonneborni, 4028 nucleotides. Lineage: Eukaryota; Ciliophora; Oligohymenophorea; Peniculida; Parameciidae. The record is from the annotation of a GenBank genome assembly.
AUGCUACCUCUAAAAUUUUUACAUUUAUAAACUAUCAUACUCUUUUUAACUUUAAUUCUGAAAGAUCAAGCAAUGAAAAAUCCAGAUUAAUGUUAGAAAAUUAUCUUAAAAAAAAAUGAAAAAAUUUGUGGUUUAAAUGAGAUUAAUUCCUAUUUCAUAGGUUAAAAUAGUAUUGACUUAACAAACCAAAGUACAUAUUAAGAUUUUGAAGAUUUAAUUGAAAUUUCAAAUGGACCUAUUUUAUAUUCCCAGGAUGAUUUAAUCUUUACAAUGAAAUUUAGGUAACUUAUCAAUGAAAAUGAAAUUUGUUCAUUAAUCUAUAAGUCUCAUUUCAAUGCUUUUUCUAUAAAUUGUAUAUCAACAUAAACCACUUAUAUUAUCGAUAAUUAGUUUAAAAUACUUAUAAAUAAAUAAUAUUAGAUUGAUUUAGAAAUUGAAAAAAAUUUUAACUGUUCCUCAUUUGAUUACAAUAUAGAAGAUUUAAUUAUAUUUUGCUAUUCAUUUGAUUCAAUUAGACUCUACAAAUUAUCAAAGGAAGAAGAAAAAUUCAAAUAAUCAAUAAGAUUUCAAUCAGAAAUGCAAAAAUUUCAAUGCCUAUUAAAAUUCCACUCAUCUUUAGAUUUGUUUUUUAUAAUAUACCUACAGUGUUAGGAAUGGAAAAUAUAAAUUUAUGAGAAUAAUUCAUUAAAACUUUAGAUAGAUGAAAUUUUUUUCAAAGAAAAAGCAAAUGUUUAAGGAGAACUUCUUGAUGUUUUAAUAUGUUAAUAAAAUUUAGUAAUUUUGCUUUCUUCAGGAGGGUUUUAAUUCUUUAAUUAUAAAUUAAAAGAACUAUUCAUUGUAGAAAACUUAAAAUUAAAUGAAACUCUAAUUGAAUUUGAUAAUUUCUGUUCUAUAAAAUUUGUUGUCAAGGGUUUAUCAAAUGAAUAUUUUCGUUCUUCUUUAUCAGAUAAAUAUAAAGAUUUACUUCUUAAUACAAAAGAGUUUCCAAAAAAAGCAUUUUCAAUUUAAAAUCCAAAUAGUUUAUUGCUUAAGUAUGAAAAUUUUUUAAUUUUCUAUGUAAAUAAUCAUGUUCAUUAGAGUUUUAAAAUUUAAUUAAAAGAUAUAUUUUAACUUUCAAAUUAAAACAUUUACAUAGGAAUAGAAGAAGGAAACUAAAUUAAAUUAGUUUUGAUCAAAUAUUUAAAACAAUGCAUACCCUAUUAUGAUAAAAAUUAAUAAUUCUCUAAAUAUUAUCUUUAAUUUAUUUAUACAAAUUUUCCACCAUAAAAUGAAUUUAUUAAUUGUUAUCUCACCAUUAUAAUUGAUAAUGAUGAAUUAAUAAAGAAAAAUGCUUUAUAAAUAGAUUUAGUAAAGAAAAAUAGUUAUAUAAAAAGAAAAAAUUAUGAGGAAAAUUUUCAAAUGAGUUUUAGACGAUCUUCUUUUUAAUCAAUUAAACCUUUCAAAAUAAAUUUUCACUCUUCAUUUAAUCAAAUUUAAUUUUCAAUAAAAGAUAAUUAAUUGAAGUGCAAAUUUAAUUAUUAUUUAAAAAAUUAUAAAGGGAAAUUUGUUAUUAGGACAAAUUAGAAUCGCAUUUAUUCUAUAAUUGUCUAAGUUUCUGGAAAUUAAACUAGAGAAUAUUAUUGUGAAGAUGAAUAAAUUUACCUUUAAUUGAAUAUUUUAUCUUUAAAUGAAUAGUCACUAAAUUAAUUUUUAAGUCCAGAAAUUUUUGUGCUAUUAGAUUAGCAAAAAAGUGUUUAUUUAAAGUUUUUUUGUAACAUUAAAAUUAAAUAGAGAUAAUGAGUAAAAUUGCAUGCUUUGAAACAUAAGUAGAAAACUUAUUUUCCACUAAUAAUGGAAUUCUGAUAAAAUUUAAGGAUUAAGAAGUAUUCUAAAAAAUUAUAUACUCCUCAUUUUAAAUAAUCAUUGAGAAAUACAAGUUUCCAAGUGAAUUAAGCUUGAACUUCUAAGAUUUACUUCAUUUAAAUCAUGAAAUAAAUAUUUUUGUGUAUAUAAAUUAGUUAAAAAUAAUAUACAAAUAAAAAAUUGUAUAAAGUAAGUUUAAUAUUUAUAAUAGUUAUCAAUAUUAGGGCAAAGGUACUUGGAUUAUUACCUAGAUUUCAAAGUAAACAAAUAAGAAGUCUGAUUUUAUUAGAUAUUAAUAAAAAUGAAUUGCAAUUUUAUUAAGUUUCGAUCAUUGAGUUUUUUCAAACUACAACUUACGACUUAAAGGAUUAUGUUCCUAUUCAACCUUUGAGUUUCAAAAUCUAUGAAUCUCUGUUAAUUAUUUCAUGUUAACAUAAAAUUAACUAAAAAAUUUACAUACUAAUAUUCAACUGUGCCUUUUCAUCCUCUUUAUAUUUACUUUAAUAAGUUAUUGAAACAUAAAAUUAUUAUUUUUGGGUUUAAGACAUUUUUUUAUAUUAUUUUAAUAAUAAAAAUAUCUUGUGUGUUUAAGAUUUAAUUUAUAUCAACAUAGAAAUAUAAUACGAUGGAUUUAAUAAUAAAACUAGUCAAGAACUAAGCUUUCAAUUGGAAAUAGAAAUGGAAAAUAUCGGAAUUCCUCCUGUAAAACACGAUUUUAAUAUAACAUUUAUAAAUCCAAGCAUUUUAUAGAUUAUAAACAACAAUUCUAAAUUACUCAUAUAAUAAUAGAAUCAAUAAAUCAAUUUCAGGAAUUUUUUUCUCGGAAAAAUUGACAAUAUUAUCUUGAAAUCAAAUAAUGAUUUUGAGUUGAAAUAUCCCUUAGAAUAGAAAAUGGUUUUGUAAUGUUCAUAUUACAAUAAUAAGUUUUGUUUUUCUCAAAGUAAUAACGAACACCUAAUAUUUUUCAGAAUUGGAUUAAUUGGCUAAACUUUUUUAGUUUAUAAUCUUCAGCAGUUUAUUUUUAAUCUGACAUUCAUUGAAUAAAUUUAAGAAGAUUAAUUUUUGCUUUUAAAUUAAAUAAAUAAUAUAACUCUUUAACUUUCUUUAGUUUAACUAAAAAAUAACUUGUUUACAUUGAAAAAGUAAUUAAAUGCAGAACCGCUUUAAAAUUAAUAUUAAAUAGCUUUCAAGUAAAAUAUAUUGCUGAUUUAAAAAAAUGAAUUUAAGGACAAAUACUUAGUUGAUAUAAAUGAAUGGUUUUAUACUAGUUUAAAUAUGGUUGGCCAAAUUUAUAGUGUAAAUUCAGAAAAAUAUUUGUAAUUAUUUUACAAUCCUAAAGGGUAAAUAAUAUUAAUUAAUUUAUUUCAAAUUAGUAAUUAAUAAGUAAAAUUCUAUCAAAAGUUCGAAAUAUUAAUUAGAGAUUCUUAAAUCAAAGACUACAUUUUAAAAUAAUCAUCAUAUAAUUUCACAGGAUUCAUAAAAUAAAAUUUAACUUAAAAUAACUAGAUUGAUCUGAGUUUAUUGUUAAUUAAUUAUUAAUAAGAAGAUGUCUAUUGUUUAAUUCGUUUAUAUCUUGAUGAUCAAAAACAUGAAUUUAUUAAUAUUAAAAUUCUCAGAUAUCCUUAAUUUGUAUAACCUUGUGAAUAUCUUUUGUUAACUGAUGAGGAGAUUAUUCUUAUGUGUGGAUUAAUUAAAUAUUUUUUUAAUAUGAAAAAUUCUGAAUUAUUUUGUGAUCCAAUUUUUUCAACAAAAGAUCUUGAAAAAAUUGAAAUAUUCAAUAGUACACAUUUUUUAUAUUAAUACUAUUCUUAAUAAAAUUAGUCUAUUGUAAUAAAUAUAGGAUAAAGAGGUGGAUAUUACUUAUAAAAAUUAUCGAAAACCGAGACAUAAUCUAUGUCUCUUGAAUUUCAAGCAAUUAACAUUGAGAAGAUGAAAAUGAGUAAUUAAAAUAUAAUUAACUUUAAGGUUAAGUAGCGCUUCACCUCCAAGUGGUUUAAGCUAAGGUUUAAUAAGAUGAAAAUUUUUCAAUAAGUUUUAUUUUGUUCUUGAUUAUUAUUUUGUUACUUUUGGCAUCUAUUCUUUUUCUUUAUAAAAAACGUUAAAGAAAAUAAAUAGAGCUGAAAAAAAUAUUUACAGCUGAAAUUUCUUUAACAGAAACUAGAUUGAAAAUUAAAUCAAAUAAUUGA